AUGCGCUAUCAGGGUCACACCAUGCGCUAUCAGGGUCACACCAUGCGCUAUCAGGGUCACACCAUGCGCUAUCAGGGUCACACCAUACGCUAUCAGGGUCACACCAUGCGCUACCAGGGUCACACCAUGUGCUAUCAGGGUCACACUAUGUGCUAUCAGGGUCACACCAUACGCUAUCAGGGUCACACCAUGCGCUAUCAGGGUCACACCAUACGCUGUCAGGGUCACUUCAUGCGCUAUCAGGGUCACACCAUGUGCUAUCAGGGUCACAACAUGCGCUAUCAGGGUCACACCAUGUGCUAUCAGGGUCACACCAUACGCUAUCAGGGUCACACAAUGCGCUAUCACGGUCACACAAUGCGCUAUCAGGGUCACACCAUGUGCUAUCAGGGUCACACCAUGUGCUAUCAUGGCCACACUAUGCGCUAUCAGGGUUACAACAUGCGCUAUCAGGGGCACAGUAUGCGCUAUCAGGGUCACACCAUGCGCUAUCAGGGCCACACCAUACGCUAUCAGGGUCACACCAUGUGCUAUCAGGGUCACACCAUGCGCCAUCAGGGUCACACCAUGUGCUAUCAGGGUCACACCAUGCGCCAUCAGGGUCACACCAUGUGCUAUCAGGGUCACACCAUACCCUAUUAG
This is a messenger RNA of Nematostella vectensis (starlet sea anemone), 642 nucleotides long. RefSeq lists its product as uncharacterized. The transcript has a single exon. Bases 1 to 642 code for a protein of 213 amino acids. Lineage: Eukaryota; Metazoa; Cnidaria; Anthozoa; Actiniaria; Edwardsiidae. The record is from RefSeq and is a predicted model, not a curated record.